CACACACAAAGUGCAAAAAUCCCUGCAUCACGCAGCAAAAUGCCAACCCCAGCCUACCUAUCUCCUUCCUUCCUCCUCCCCACCUCCACCACCACCACCACCGCACACGGCGGCCUCCUCCUCCUCUCCGGCAACCACCGCCGACGAUGUCGUCCACGCCACAUGCCAGGUCGUCUCCUCCUCCGGGCUCAGCCCAGGCUGGCCACCGAUGAUGAUGGCGACGGCCGCGAUGGCGGCGAGCUCGUGCGAUCGAGGCGACACGCGUAAGAAGCUGCAGAUAACUGUAGUUUUCCUCGUCCGCACGCUACUGCUCGCGUGUAUAAUAGCCCGCGGGGUGCUCGCGCUGAUACGGGUUGCGUUCCGCGUCGCCGUGGUUGCUCCGGCGAGAAGCCUCGUCGCCGUCGCGGGCGCCGCCUUCUCCGCCGUGAACGCGCGGUGCGCGUGGUGCCUGGAACAGGCGGCGCUCGGGCGGAGCUGCACGGGGACGGUCCUCGGCGACGCGGUGGUGGGCGCCAUGGCGAGCUCGUGGAGGCUGCUGCUGCAGGGGAUCACGUCGCUGGUGUUCCUGUGCGCGCGUGGCGCCGACGAGUACGUCCGGCCGCCACCGAGCCCGCUGGUGCUCACGGCGCACGGCAAGCCGGCGUCGCAUCCUCAGCAGGUGCACAUUUCGAUGGUGGGGGAGAAGAACAUGAGGAUUUCAUGGGUGACCGACGACCUGAACGCGCCGUCCGUGGUGGAGUACGGGACGUCGCCGGGGAAGUACACGGCGUCGGCGACCGGCGACCACACCACGUACCGCUACUUCCUCUACAAGUCCGGCGCGAUCCACCACGCCACCAUCGGCCCGCUCGAGGCGAGCACGACGUACCACUACCGGUGCGGCAAGGCCGGCGACGAGUUCACCCUCAGGACGCCUCCGGCGAGGCUGCCUGUGGAGUUCGUCGUGGUCGGCGACCUCGGGCAGACGAAGUGGACGGCGUCGACGCUGUCCCACAUCGGCGGCGGCGGCGGCGACUACGACGUGCUGCUGCUCCCCGGCGACCUGUCGUACGCCGACACGCAGCAGCCGCUGUGGGACACGUUCGGGCGGCUGGUGCAGCCGCUGGCGAGCGCGCGGCCGUGGAUGGUGACGGAGGGGAACCACGAGAUCGAGGCGCUGCCGGUGGUGGGGAUCGCGCCGUUCGCGGCGUACAACGCGCGGUGGCGGAUGCCGCGGGAGGAGAGCGGCUCGCCGUCGAACCUCUACUACUCGUUCGACGCGGCGGGCGGCGCGGCGCACGUGGUGAUGCUGGGAUCCUACGCGGAGUUCGAGGAAGGGUCGCCGCAGCGGGCGUGGCUGGAGCGGGACCUCGCCGGCGUCGACCGGCGGCGGACGCCGUGGCUGCUGGCGCUGGUGCACGCGCCGUGGUACAACACGAACGAGGCGCACCAGGGCGAGGGCGAGCGGAUGCGCCGCGCCAUGGAGAGCCUCCUCUACGAGGCCCGCGUCGACGUCGUCUUCGCCGGCCACGUCCACGCCUACGAGCGCUUCACGAGGAUCUACGACAACGAGGCUGACAGCCGGGGCCCAAUGUACAUCACCAUUGGCGACGGGGGCAACAGGGAAGGCCUUGCUCUCAAGUUCAUCAAGGGGCACAAGUCGGCGCACCUGUCGGAGUUCAGGGAGGCGAGCUUCGGGCACGGGCGGCUGAGGGUCCUGAACGAGACGAGCGCCGUCUGGACGUGGCACCGCAACGACGACCAGUUCGCCACCGUCCGCGACGAGGUCUGGCUGCACAGCUUGGCCGCCGGCGAGCCAGCUGCUACAGUAGCCUCCGCCGCCGGCGGCGGCGGCGGCCAUCCGGCCGACGAGCUGUAGGCUAUAUAUAUCUCACACUGUUAAGAAUGAAUGGAAGAAAAGGAAACUUCACCACAUUUAGCAUUGUCUUUUAUUUUUUUUCUUUUUCAUCAGCCAUAAACAUUGUCCAUUUGUCCUUGUAAAUCAAUCGUGAUAUCGUGUGUUUCAGCUAGUGUACAGUGUUUUUCUUGUGUUAGACACGUGGUGAAAUAGAAUUUCAGUGUACAAGGCCAACACUGAUGGGCUCAUCUUUUCGCUUAUACUAUUUAUACUUAUCAUCCAAAAUUUGAAGUUUCAGCUUUCAA
Oryza sativa Japonica Group (Japanese rice) is the source of this 2142-nucleotide messenger RNA. Its product is annotated as purple acid phosphatase 22. The record is from RefSeq and is a predicted model, not a curated record. Lineage: Eukaryota; Viridiplantae; Streptophyta; Magnoliopsida; Poales; Poaceae. Gene Ontology annotation, molecular function: acid phosphatase activity; metal ion binding.